ACAGGAACUGGGAGUGUUUCCUAUAGCUGCACUCAGUAAAGACAGUUUGGAGAGAAAUGUGCAUACUGCUUUGGAUUAUUACAAUGAAGUGUGUGUUCCUGCAUGAAGUCUUUCUUGUCUCUCUGUUGUCUUCAGCAGCAGUUAUACAUGCAGUGUCAGUGAGGUCCAUUAGGUCUGUGUCUGAACCUGUGCACUGCAAGUGGGGACCCUGGUCCCCUGAAAGCUGGUCCGCCUGUGAUGACUGCUCCAAAACACAGACACAGAGCCGCUCCAUUGCAGUCUACCCUCAGUUUGGUGGUCAGCCUUGCACUGGGAGCUCAACCCGCAAACAAUCAUGUAUUUCAGCUCAGGUCUGUCCUCUAGAGGAGGGUUGUGGAGAACGUUUUCACUGUCAGUCAGGGAAAUGUAUUAGUCAGUCGCUGGUGUGCAAUGGAGAUCAUGACUGUGAAGAUGGCUCAGAUGAGUGGAAAUGUGACAGUAAAGAGCUCUGUGACCUGCAAAAAACUCCACCGAAUGUAGAGCUCACUGGUCAAGGGUUUGAUGCAUUGAGGAAAGAAGCAAGAGGAACUGUUAUCAACACCAAAAGCUUUGGAGGUCUGUGUAGAAAGACCUUCAGUGGAGACCACAUGGGCCUAUACAGACUUCCCCAAAGUGUCCUCAGAUACACUUUCCAGGUCACAGCAAAAAAUGAUUUUACAGAUGAAUCCUAUGACAGCUCUUGGCAUUACCUUAAUCACUAUGAAAAACAUUCAAGAACAACAGGCACAACUUAUGGGCAUGACGAUUAUGUCUUCCAUAAUGAACUGUUUCAGUCUCAGUCCAAAAAUCUGCUGAUCAUGAAGAGUGAUGUGGAUGUGGCCCAGUUCCAAAACCAGGCCCCAGAAUAUCUGCCACUUUCAGAAGAGUUCUGGAAAGCACUGCGGUCCUUACCUGUCACAUAUGAUUAUGCUGCCUAUUGCAAUGUGCUGGAGAGAUUUGGGACCCACUAUAUUUCAGAGGGCACUCUUGGGGGCCAGUUUAGAUUAUUUAUGAUGGCCAGCCAAGAUGUUAUAAAAAAAUUGCAAACUGUGCAAAGAGACUAUCAACAUUGUGUCAAAACGUCCCAUUCUAUCCUGUUUAUCAUCAGGUGGACCACAGUAGAUUGUGAUGAUCAAACAAUUAGGGAUGCUCAGUCAUCUUAUGAAAGCAUUCCAAAAAAUGAUAUGACCACGAAUAUAUUUGGUGGAGCUUCUGGAUAUAUAGCAAAAUUGUCAGUGUUAAACAAAAACACACCAGUGGAGAAUGGCAGGGCGUUCUCACAGUGGUCGGGUUCAGUGAAGGACUUUCCAAAAGUCAUCAAACCAAAGCUCAGACCUCUUCAUGAGCUGGUGAAAGAGGUCUCGUGUGCGGGGGUGAAAAAGCAUCACUUAAAGCGCGCAAUUGAGACUUACCUCAGCGAGAAACACUCAUGUCACUGCAGAGAAUGCCAGAACAAUGGGCUGCGCAUGCUUGACAAUGACGUCUGUAAGUGUGUGUGUAAACCAGGCACCACAGGUCAGGCGUGCCAAUAUGGGACGCCGCAAGAUGAACAGCCAGGAGUGAUUCAUGGAGACUGGGCCUGUUGGUCUUCAUGGAGCACCUGCAAGGAAGGUCAGAAAAGCCGAAGCCGCUCCUGCAGUCGCCCCGCUCCUUCAGGCGGCAGGGACUGUAUUGGGAACGCUGUGGAGACGGCAGUCUGCGAUGAUGCGCAGGAAUUAGAUUACCUACGUUCAAUGGAGCCUCACUGCUUUGAAAAUUCUUUAACACCCAGGAAAAGCUGUAAAAUCCCCCCCUUCCUCGCUAAUGGGUUUGUUUUGUACCCCAAAGAUGCAUAUCCAGUAGGCAGUAAGAUUGAGUAUGCAUGUAUUGAGGGCUUUCACCUGAUUGGGGAUCCUAUAGCAGAAUGUCAAGAAAAUCUAGACUGGGUGCGACAUCAAAUAGAGUGCAAGAAAACAUUAUGUGAUCUACCUCAGCUUCCUCCAGAUGUCACUGGAAGCCCGUGGAAGCUCACCUAUAACAUCGGUGACGCCAUCUCACUUUCCUGCCCUGAAGGGAAAGUCAGAGAAGGUCCGGCUGAGAUUCAGUGCAACGCUGGCCUUGCCUGGUCACCACAACCAAAAGAAAUCAGUUGUCUGACAGUUUUUAAGUCAGCCACUGUGCAGCCAAUGCAGUGCCAGCCAUGGGAGAACCUGUCAAAGGAUAAAUGUGUCUGUAAAGUACCCCACGAGUGCAAGUCUUCCCUGGAGAUAUGUGCCACUGAUGUGAAGCGUGGUCGGGCACGGACAAUAAGCCUGUGUAAAGUACAGGCUAUGCGCUGUCUGGGACAUCAGUACACUCUUGCUGAAGACAGUGCCUGCCAGUGGCCACAUCGCUCAUCCACUGCUUGUCCGAACUGCACGCUCUGGGAGACGUGUGAUGAGCAAACGAACAGCUGCCGUUGCAAGACAAGUGAGGAAUGCUCAUCCCUGGAUGCUUGGAUCCAUGUGUGUGUGCAGCAGGAAGGAGCGUCUGCACCAGUGACAAUGACAGAAUGUGAGGCGGCUGUGAGGAAAUGCAGAGGAGAGGCUCUCCACAUUGUCAGCAUUCAACCCUGUCAGUCAUAAUCUCAGAGCCUCACUAACAAAUUAAAGUGUAACAAUUUACGUUGAACCCUGAAAAGGAUUCCUGCAACAGUUUUCUCAGGUUUGCAGAGGAUUCAGUCAAAACACCAUGAAUGUGCUUUUUUAAAAAAUGGUAAAACAGUAAGUUUGGGCAGGACCAGGAAUAGAGUGCUGCAGUGUGUUUUUGUAGGCCAACCCAGAAGAUAGCAUCACCCUGGUUCCCUCAACCCAUUAAGAUUUUUCCAAUGGCUUUUGAAUUUUUGCAAAAAAUAAUCUCUGUGACUAACAAAAGUUUAUUAUUCUUACGUUUUGGUCAUCAUGAUAGUCUUCACAAACUUUAUGAAUUUUAAAGCCUAAAUAUAAUCAGCAGAUAUACAAAGCUAAAUAUAGGCUAUACAUAAACUACACCACAGUCGCUUGACUUCGAUGUCACAAGGCUUCCAACAGCUCUUUCAGUCUUUAUUUAAACAUUUAAAUACAUUUUCUCUGAAAGUUUGAGUUACAAUUGUUUGCAGGAGUGCAAAUAUAAACAAGUCUGUGAAAGUGCACUAGUGAGUAGAUGAGAUUUAAUGUCCUGGCAACCUCUGUAACCCUUUUCUAAGAUAAAUAAAAGCUUUAAAAAAAAUCACGAGGGCAUAUUUACUGAUAUAUUUUAUGUCGUAGAAUAAAAUGUGAAAAUAUCUUCAGCUUGUGUUUAACACAGAGUUUAUUUCAAGCAUUUAACCAAAAACCCAUUUAAAAAAAAAACGGUUUUAUUUUCAGGUUUUGGCCUACUAAAAUACAUCAUCCCCCAGCACACUAUCAAAAGGCUGUGAAGUGCAGGAUGUCAUCAACAUUUUUGGUUUGUUUUCCUGGAAGAUGAAGACAAGUGUAUCUGCUAAAAGUGCAUUUUGUCAACAUUUAGGAGCUAGCAUAUAUAGAUGAUGUGUGUUAGCUCUAAGCCUAAAAGCCACAAAACUCUCAUUUUGAGUUCAUGGAAUUUUUAAAGACUGUGGUAAUGUAUUUUAAACAGUUACAGACAAAAUCAAGUAAAACUAUGUGCCUUCCCCUUCCUUGACUUUUUGGUUAGCCUAACAACCAGCAAAAAAAAAUUAAUAUAAAAGCACAAGUUAAACCAAAAUUGUUGUGUAUUCCUGUCAACCUGUUCUGGGGCCUCAUUUAUAAAAUGUUGCUUAUAAACCGUCCUAAAUUUGUUCUAAGAUCAUUUCUCAAAAAUGCGUAAGUGCGAUUCAAAGAAAAUGAACGUGCGUACGCCUCUCUUCCAGAUGUGACAUUUAUAAAUCGCAAAUGAUCUUGAAAUUGUGUGCAGCUGACUGUCAGAUCUCGCCUUGUAAACGCCCCCUAAUUAAUAUCAUUACCAUAUAAAAGAGCACACGCCAAUAUCCGAAUGUCUAUGCUUGAAGCACAAGCAUAGAGCACAAGCACGAGCACAAAGAAAAAAAAAACACUUUACUGAGUCUGAAAUUGAGGUCUUGCUGGCUGAGGUAGAGGUUCG
Molecule: messenger RNA, 4113 nt
Organism: Sinocyclocheilus grahami
Lineage: Eukaryota; Metazoa; Chordata; Actinopteri; Cypriniformes; Cyprinidae
Gene: c7a
Product: complement component 7a
Exons: 18
Coding region: 57-2621 (854 amino acids)
Biological process (GO): complement activation
Cellular component (GO): membrane attack complex
Molecular function (GO): protein binding
Source: RefSeq, a predicted model, not a curated record